AUUCAACUUUAUUUUAUUGGGAGUACGAGAUCUCACUGUCAAUAGACAAUAAUCAUACAGUUUGUUAAAAAAAAAAAAUAUUUAGUUUCCUUUAAUUAAAACUACUAAUUAGACUUCAUAUAGACAUUUACUUUUUUUUAUUCUUAAAAUAAUAAUUUAUAAAAAAAAGAUAUCCACAAGAAUGGAGCGUUUCUUGGUGACGUUGCUGUUGCUGUCGUUGUCGUCAUCAACAUUAUUUGUAUCUGGAACAAAUCAUAGUUUGUCAAAUGACCAUGACCUCAAUGAAGAAUCAAUCACAGUACAUUUAAAAGCUUAUAAAGAAGAAGUACUUGGAUGCACAAUUCAAGUUGAAAAUGAAUCUGGAGAUUUUGUUUCUUUUCCACUGUAUGAUAAAAAUGAACCAAUUGCUGGUUAUGAUAUGUUCAAUUUUAUUGGUAAAGAAGAUAACAGUUGUUCGUUUAUUACUUAUCCAAAACAUAAAUUGUUCAAAAAGUUUAUCAACGAAUAUGUUGCAUUCAGAGGAAAAUGGAUAAUCGUUGAAAAAUAUUCAUGUGAUAAAUCAUUUUGGAAUAUUGUAACCUUGGUUUAUAAUUUAAAGAGAGAAGGUUGUUACAGAGAAUAUAAUAUUUUCUUUAAUCCCAGAAUAGAUGUUGAACGUAUGUCAAUGACUUGGACUGCGACAAAAAUUAUAAGAAAAGCUCCAUAUGAUAAUCGAACAUUGACCGUGUUUGUACAGUCAGAAGCACAACAGAUAUCCAUGUGUACAUUGACAAUAGGACCCCAGUCCUUUUUUAAUCUCUUUGAUGAUGAUGAUAUUAUCAUUUAUGAUAAAUCCACGUCAUAUUCAUCAUCAGCUGAAUCAGGAAUUGAAUAUAUUGGAUUCAAUGAUAAUAGUUGCUCUGUACGGAUUCAUCUUGAUGUUUUAAAUACAACAAAUAAAGAAAAUGAUAUUUUAAAUCAAGAUUGGAUGAUUUUUGCUAUACCUGAUGGUUUCGAGCAAGCAAAUUCAAAAUAUUCUUUUUAUAUGAACUCAAAAAAGUGGUGGAUCGAUAAUCAUUAUUCUAAAGUUUUUUUGAGAUACAAUUUUUUAACUUCAACCGAUGUACAUUAUUAUUAAUUUUGAAUGUCACAACUAUUUUUUAAGAAUAAUUAAAUAAACAAUUUAAUAAAUUUCAU
Molecule: messenger RNA, 1176 nt
Organism: Aphidius gifuensis
Lineage: Eukaryota; Metazoa; Arthropoda; Insecta; Hymenoptera; Braconidae
Exons: 2
Coding region: 182-1117 (311 amino acids)
Source: RefSeq, a predicted model, not a curated record